Molecule: messenger RNA, 2167 nt
Organism: Branchiostoma belcheri (Belcher's lancelet)
Lineage: Eukaryota; Metazoa; Chordata; Leptocardii; Amphioxiformes; Branchiostomatidae
Product: cation-dependent mannose-6-phosphate receptor-like
Exons: 6
Coding region: 180-992 (270 amino acids)
Biological process (GO): protein targeting to lysosome
Cellular component (GO): endosome; Golgi apparatus; trans-Golgi network
Molecular function (GO): protein domain specific binding
Source: RefSeq, a predicted model, not a curated record
CACACGGACCAAUCAGAGACCAGAUGAGUGGCUCUUAUGAUGCAUCAAUCACAUGACUCUUCCGUGAUGUUGAGGCACUUCCGCCUUGGUUAGCGAUCCACAUGGGUGCAACUUGGCUCGUGUUUUCACCUACAACUUAGCUUUAAGCGUCUUAGGUUCGUAUUUAUUCAGGACCAAACAUGCAGUACGUGGUAGCGCUUUUCGCAGCGGCCAGUUUAGUGGCCAGAAUAGCGGGGGACUGUACUAUUGACUCGACGGAAGAGCUGCAGGACAAGGAGAAGAAAUUGUUGGAGAGACUUGCCCCCCUUACUAAGGCAAAUCAGCUGUUCACAUUCAAGGACAAUCCCUACCAAUAUGACUACAAGGCCAGGAUCUGUAACCCUGUACAGUCCAAAUCCAAGGCAGAUGCUGGCAUUAUACAGGUGGACAAGAAUGGCACUGAACACUCACUGGGCAAGAUCAGUAAAGUCAACAUAAAGGCAGGCACCAAUUGGAUGAUGUUAGAGUAUCGUGGAGGAGACAACUACCACAGUCACUGUAAUCAUCUAGAAAGGACGUCUGUCAUCAUGAUAUUAUGUGACUCAUCUACGGUAGAGGGGAGCAUGGGUCUUAUUGAAGAACACACCAGGAAAAAUGAUGAGGAUUGUUACUACUUGUUUGAACUCUAUAGCAAUGUGGUCUGUUCUUCCAAGUCUUCCAUACCUGGUGGUCUGAGUGUGGGCUCAGUACUGGUUCUUAUAUUCGUGGUUGUUGUCGGCUGUUACUUCCUGUUUGGGUUCCUGUACCAGCGUUUUGUGGUUGGGGCCAAAGGAAUGGAGCAGAUCCCUCACUUCAGCUUCUGGAAAGACUUCGGCAACUUGCAGGCUGAUGGUUGUGAGUUGGUGUGUCGGACACGGGAGGCGGGACCUCCCAGAACGUACAAGGGCAUCGGGGACGACCAGCUAGGACUGGACGAUGAUGACGAAAGAGACGACCAUUUACUACCCAUGUAGGGUUACCACGGUGACAAGAUGUAAACAUUCUAAACUGUAAACACCCUUGACAUGUUGACAGGUGUAUUGAUGGUUUUCUGUUAUGCAUUUGACUUUUAGAGUAGAAGUUGCUGGAGAAAUUAUGUUCACACGUUUUCUGGAUUGUUGUAUCCACCCUGGUAUGACGUUUGGUGAUUAACAUGUAGACCAAUACACACAUUGAAUAAAUGUGCAAGUUUUUUUUUCAUGACAAACUAGAAUAAAGCAUAUAGCUUCAUAGCAAGCUUUUGUAUGUCAUAAAUUGAUGUCAUAAAUUUCAUAUCAUAUAUGGUGUAUCAAGUUUGUUUGGACCAAGGUUAUUUGGACAUAUAUAAUCUGUGUUGUGUUAUGUAUACCAUAGCAAAGAAUGGAUGUAAAUUUUAGUUCAAAUGGUUGAAAAAUUGUUAACAGUUGAUCAUUCCACUAUAUCAUAUGUUCCAGAUGUGUGACUCGAUGUUACAAAUGUUGUACAGUUAACUUCUCGUGUUGGUACUGGGAAGUUACUUAGUCCAUAGAUACUUUGGAAGUUGUCCAUAUUAAUUAAUUUUCUGAGUGAUGAUGACUGCACCUAAAUUUCACACUUUAAUUUUUUUACUCUGCAACAUUUACGAUCACAGUUCAUGAAUACUGCCUUUGGGAACAGCAAAAAUUGUGCAAAGUACCAACUUAGAAGUCGAAUCCUUCACCAUUAUAGUAUCCCUUGUAGAGUACUCUACUUCUUUAGAAGCUGAAAUUUAAUAUGUCUUGAGGUAAAGGAUCUGUGAUGGAAAAUGCAUGUAGGGAAAAAUUGUUAGCAAUCAAAGUAAGGCUUGGACAAUCUGUGUAUCAAUGAAUUCUACUAGUAUUACCGUAUUAUAUUUGUAUGUCCCUCUGGUCUUUAGUACUGGCUUGCCAUAACUUUUCAAACAGUCAGCUGAGCCACAUGUAGCCAUAUGACACUAAAUCUGUAUUGGUUAUGAGGUAAGGCAGCAGUUAGCAGGUUGAGGUACAAUGAUAAUACAUAAUUCCUGUCAACACAUUUUGAGUUAGAAUGUAUUUAUUCCGCCCCCAUCUUUGUCUGAUACAGUAACAGUUAUGCAUACUUUUGUAUAAUUGAGACCUGGAUAGCUUAUAGCAACAUGCAUGUCUCUGUUAUAGCAACAUCAGUGUGUCCUGAA